Molecule: messenger RNA, 1725 nt
Organism: Monoraphidium neglectum
Lineage: Eukaryota; Viridiplantae; Chlorophyta; Chlorophyceae; Sphaeropleales; Selenastraceae
Exons: 9
Coding region: 1-1725 (574 amino acids)
Source: RefSeq, a predicted model, not a curated record
AUGCAGACCGUGAACGCAUUGAACAGGACAACAUUGCAACAACAACAACCACCCCAACCCCAAGAGCAGGAUCCCGACAACUACAUCAGGAUCCGCGACCAGCUGCUCGGCGCGGGCUGGGUGGUGGUCGCCCCCACGACGGAUCUGCUCGAUGUGCUAGGCCGCAAGGUCGGCUACGAGGCCUCCAAAGACGCCGGCUCUGCGCCCAGCAAGCUGCCUGUCAAGCUGCAGAUGCUGUUUCUGGGCCACAGCCUUGGCGGCGCGUGCUCCAUCCUGGCCGCCGCCAAGCUGCAGUCUGACAAGAUCCGUGGCGUGGUGCUGCUCAGCGCGCAGGUCAGCAAGAUGCGGCAGUCGCCGGUCAACGACGACAUAUGGCUGCUCGAUGGCAACAAGAGGAGCACGGACGCUGCCGUCGCGUUCUUCAAGAAUGAGUUCCCCAGGGACACCCCCCUCAUCAUCGUCAGCCCUGACAGGGACGUGCUCGCGCCUCGGCCCACGCUGGAGUGCCUGUUCAAAGUCGCAGCCCAGGCACGAAAGGGUGAGCAGGUGGCGCUGUUUGAGAUAAAGGGGGAUCACACUGGCUACGAGGAUAAACUGGAUCUGCCCACCGACUUCACAUUCCAGGGGGCCCGGGUGCCGCUGCCGGGGCUGCUGCAGGCCGCGGUCAAAGGGGCCCUGUCUGCCAUCAACCUCUUUGUCAUCCCAAUCGCUGAAACGGUGCUGCUGGCGGCCAGGAAGCAGAAGGACGUGACAGCACAGGUGCUGCAACAGAUCAUUGACCCGAUCUUCAACUACAAGGACAUUAAAAACAGCCUGGUGGUGAAGACCACGGCGGACACCGACCUGCAAUACCAGGCCAAAUUCACAGUGGCACAGGAGGAAUACGACAACCUCAAGGAGGCCAUCGCCCACAACAUCAAAAGGAACCUGCCUUUGGAGCUGCUCCUGGGGGGUUACGCAGUCGCGCAGGCCACGGCGAGCACACUGGCAGCGCGGCUGCUGUCGCAGUCUACAGGCGCCUCUGGUGAAACCCAGCUGGGCCUGCUCAUCAUCUCAGGCCUGACCUUCGCCCUCGCCUACGAGAACGCCCUCCUCGUCGCCGGCCGCUACAUCGCCGGCCCCUUGAACGACCCCAACCACGCCAGGGCCUCCGCAUCCAGCCCCGCGCAGGCUAAGGCGGCCCAGCAGGCCGCCGACGCCAGGAUUGAUGCGCUGCGGGGCCUCAGCGAGUGGCGCUUCCUCGCGCACUCGGGCGCCCCGCUCGCCGUCAUCGCCGGGCUGAACCUCGCCGGCCGCGCGGGCGUCGGCUGGGCAGCCGACCCCGUGUACGAAGGCCUGGUUGGCCUGGGCGUGCUGGGGGUCGUUGCCGUCAGCAGCGUCCGCAACACAGCGUUCCUGACCAUCGCGCCGCGCUGGGCGCGCGGCAUCCUGCGUUUUGCGCACGACCGCGGCUCACUGGACUUCACCAAAGUGGUCCCUGUGCUCCUGACCAACCUUGUGCUGAUCGCGCUGGGGGUGCAGGCGGCGGGGGAGGACCCGGCGGCGUGGCCGUUUGCGGUGGGGCCGGUGCUGAGCUUGCUGCUGAACGCGUGGCCGUCCGCGAAGGACGGCGAACUGGUCGACCCAAACAGCAAGCGCCUCCCGCAAUUUGUAACUGGCAACGCCGGCGAGGUGGUGCUGUUUGCAUCAAUGGUCGCCACAGAGUACCUGCUGCGCGGCCGCUGA